AUGGCGCGAAUGUCGGAGCGAGGGCGUUUAUGGGCAAAGCGUGGCCUGCGUGUCGCGGCCGUGGCCACAGGGAUAGUCGGUGGUCUGUACAUGCUAGCCCAGUUUGCAUUGGCCAAGUUCAAUGAUAUGCAAGAGCGCUUGCUACGAGAUCGUGUUGCGCGAGAAAAUUUGCGCCGUCGGUUUUUACAAAACCAGGAAGACUGCAACUUCACCAUUAUGGCAUUGUUGCCUACGCUCUCAGCGCAGAUCUUUGCAGAAAUGGAUGUUGAGUCCAUCAGCCAUGCACUUCGUGAACAAAACAAGAAAAGUAUUCACCCGCCUCGCACGACACCAUCUGCGGCAUAUGAAACACGAAAUGUAAGUGAAUCUCAUUCGCAGCCAGUAUCGACGUCAGAGAUGUCGGAAACACCCACAGCGGAAACAACGACGCCGCCGGUGUCGGCGGCUGCUUCUUCCUUAUCGCCCUUGGACGCUCAGAAAGGACCGGCGGAGGGUCCUGUAUCGAAUGAAGAUGCAGCUGCCACCGUUGCUGUUAGCGCUACGAAGUCAAUGCCGGAGUCUUUGUCACAGAGUGCAACCCCCCAGUUUUCUACGCCGCAAUGCUUGACGCCUCAGCUUGAAGCACCAAAUGCAGUAGCGAUGGCCGGUGAGAAUGCAGAUGCAGAUGCCAAUACCAAUGUGAUUGAGCAUGCGGAAACUAGUAAGAUGGUGGGCGACUCGCCACCAGCUGACCAUGCCACUCCAAAAAAGAUGUGUCCACAAAGUGGGUUAGACCUGGUCUCUGAGAAACCACCAGAGCCUAUCUCGGCAACGACGAGACUUCCUGCGAUUACCAAGCACGACGUAGUUGCUGAUUCCGAGACUCCGGCUACAUCUGUAACUCCAUCUGUCGAUACAGGCCCAUCGUCUGUGAGCGAGGACGAGCGCCGCGCCACAAAGCUGCGUCUAUGGAAUGAGAUCAAGCUCAAGUCAUUUGAACGCACAUUUACAACUCUGUAUACACUGGUGUUUUUGUCAUUGCAGACAUACAUUCAAUUAAACUUGCUGGGCCGGCGUGCCUACCUGACAGCGCUCGAGAACCAGGCGAAGCGCGACGCUUAUGCUCGCGCCCAACGCGAUUUGGGUGCUGUGGAUGAGUCGCAUUUCAUCGAGUUGCAUGGCGACGGCUCUGACACGGUCAUGCGUGAUGACAUGUUUGGUGUGGACGAACGCCUAUCGCAAGAUACAGAAAAGAAGUACCUGACCUCCAGCUAUUGGUUCCUUCACUACGGAUGGCGCGAGGUUGCUGCCGAUGUGCGGCAAGCUGUGCAAGAUGAGUUGGCGGAUAUGCCCCUCAAGACGAUGCUUACAUAUGGCCACUUUGAGGCGCUUGUUGACCGGAUAAGGGAGCGUGUGGAAAAACCAUCGUCUUUCGAUACUCACUCACAUGGUUUUUGGGGCCGGCCUACUGGAUUUAGCGGGAUUCUUCUGCCCGAAUCAGAGCGUGAAGAGGCACGCAUGCUACGUGAUGCCGGUGCUUUAGAUCCGGCUGCGUCGUUGGACGAGGCUGUGACGCCAGCUCUGCGUGCCCUGCUCGAUGAAACAAAGGACUAUAUUGACUCGCCUGACUUUGCGCACGUGGUUUCUUCUGCCUGCGAACAAGUGUUUUCAUUGUUUCUGAGUCAUAUGGCAACGUCUUUCGGUGUGCGGGUGAACGAGGCGCGUCGUAUCGACAAGCCAUUAUUACUGGCCAAGGUUCUGCCACUCGUGUCGCAGCAGGCGCAAGUGGCCCUGAAUGCGACACCGAAUGACUAUGUGGAUGCAGUUGUCGAUUGUCGCGACCUGCGUGCGCUGAGCGUGCUCAUGUAUGCGGCUUGGGAUGAUGAAGGAGAUCCAUAG
This is a messenger RNA of Malassezia globosa CBS 7966, 1878 nucleotides long. RefSeq lists its product as uncharacterized. Lineage: Eukaryota; Fungi; Basidiomycota; Malasseziomycetes; Malasseziales; Malasseziaceae. The transcript has a single exon. Gene Ontology annotation, molecular function: protein-macromolecule adaptor activity. Bases 1 to 1878 code for a protein of 625 amino acids. The record is from RefSeq and is a predicted model, not a curated record. Gene Ontology annotation, biological process: protein import into peroxisome membrane. Gene Ontology annotation, cellular component: peroxisomal membrane.